This is a messenger RNA of Parastagonospora nodorum SN15, 1071 nucleotides long. RefSeq lists its product as hypothetical. The record is from RefSeq and is a predicted model, not a curated record. Lineage: Eukaryota; Fungi; Ascomycota; Dothideomycetes; Pleosporales; Phaeosphaeriaceae. The transcript has a single exon. Bases 106 to 1071 code for a protein of 321 amino acids.
CAACUUAAAGAAACUGUGCAAAUCGAGUCAGUUGGCAAUCAGAAGGAAAGAGAAAGGGACAAGCCAAACAAGCAUUCGGAUCCACGCUCCGCAGCAACAACAAUAAUGAACCAAAACUUCCUCGGCGCUCCAAGCCGGGAGGACCUCCAGGUCCUUGAGACGCUACGGGGCCGCAUAAUGCCCAUGAUCGGUGUUCUGGACAAGGUGCACAAUGACAUGCAAAACCACCUCUUCCGCGGCGAAGCCCUGCCCAACCCAGACAUCAUGCGCAUGUACAGAGCCGCAACAUCCCAACUAGCCUCUGUGAACGAGUACAUCAACGGCUUCUACAAGCACCGAGAGGAAGUUUACCGAGAUGCUAAUGGCCGGCCGAUGAUCGAUCAGCAAGGGAACCAGCGCAUGCGGUAUAUUGAUACUGCGGACGAGGGCCACGCAGAGCGAGUAGAAGCGCUGCAUGUUUUCCCACAGGCGCCGUUUCCCAUGCAUAAUGAGGGCCUGGCUGGCUUGGCGAGUACGUUGUUGAACAAGAGGCUGGAGCCCCCGGAGGAGCGAUGGGUGGAAGAUCGACUCAGAAAGGCGGCUGAGUUUGCGUAUGUGCCCAGCGAGUGGAAGAUCGAGCCCAAGAGGAGUGACAUCAAAACCGAAAACGAGGAGGAUGAUGACAGUGAGGGCUAUGUCGCUGAUAUUUCGACGAAGCGGUUCAAGGGCACGCUGAAUGAAGAUGACCUUGUGGAGUUGUGGAGUUUGGGGCACAAGACGGCUUUCGACAAGAAGUAUCAGGAGGCUAGGCAGUUUGUAGCAAGGUUGACUGGCGGCGAGGUUACAGACGAAGGGGGUGCUGAGAAUGACGACCAGACGCCGGACGGGGAUGAAGAUAUGGAGGAUGAUGAGGAAGAGGAGGAGUUUGAAGACGUGGAGACACCGAGAGGGCAGGCUCCUGAACCUGUUGUGAUCAUGCAGCGGGCGCCGCCGUCGGUGCACAAACCUGUUCCUGGAGCACCGAUGUUGAACUUGGGCAUCGUGCACCGGUUCAUGGCUUCCGGAGAGGUGGCACAGGCCGGUCAGCGAUAG